AUGCGGGGCCGAAGCGUGGUCCUGUGGCUCUUCCUCGCUCUGCGCACAGCGCUCAGCGGGAUGGAAGUGCGGUGGUGCACCACCUCAGACCCAGAGCAGCAGAAAUGCAGUGACAUGAGCAAAGCCUUCCAAGAGGCCGGGAUCCAGCCACCCGUUGUGUGUACCCAGGGCACCUCAGUGGACCACUGCAUCCAGCUCAUUGCGACCCGGGAGGCUGACGCCAUCACCUUGGAUGGAGGAGCCAUUUAUGCGGCAGGGAAGGAGCACGGCCUGAAGCCCGUGGUGGGCGAAGUAUAUGAUCAAGAGGUCGGCACCUCUUACUACGCUGUUGCUGUGGUCAAGAGGGGCUCCCAGGUGACCAUCAACACCUUGAGAGGUGUGAAGUCCUGUCACACGGGCAUCAACAGGACGGUGGGCUGGAACGUGCCGGUGGGCUACCUGGUGGAGAGCGGCCGCCUGUCUGUCAUGGGUUGCGACGUGCUCAAGGCUGUCAGCGACUAUUUUGGGGGUAGCUGUGUGCCGGGGGCUGGAGAGACGAGCUACUCAGAGUCCCUCUGUCGCCUGUGCCGGGGCAAUGCUGCUGGGGAGGGGGUGUGUGACAAGAGCCACCUGGAGAGAUACUACGACUACAGCGGGGCCUUCCGGUGCCUGGCGGAAGGGGCCGGGGAUGUGGCCUUCGUGAAACACAGCACCGUGCUGGAGAACACGGAUGGGAAAACUCUUCCCUCCUGGGGCCAGGCACUGCUGUCCCGGGACUUUGAGCUGCUAUGCCGGGAUGGCAGCCGGGCUGAUGUCACCGAGUGGAGGCGAUGUCACCUGGCCCGGGUGCCUGCUCAUGCUGUGGUGAUGCGGGCGGAUGCAGAUGGGGGCCUCAUGUUCCGGCUGCUCAAUGAAGGCCAGCGUCUCUUCAGCCGUGAGAGCAGCAGCUUCCAGAUGUUCAGCUCCAAGGCCUACGGCCAGAAGGACCUGCUCUUCAAAGACUCCACCUCCGAGCUGGUGCCCAUCGCCACACAGACCUAUGAGGCCUGGCUGGGCCGCGAGUACCUGCACGCCAUGAAGGGCCUCCUCUGUGACCCCAACCGGCUGCCUCACUAUCUGCGCUGGUGUGUGCUGUCCACUCCCGAGAUCCAGAAGUGUGGAGACAUGGCUGUGGCCUUCAGCCGGCAGAGGCUCAAGCCAGAGAUCCAGUGUGUGUCGGCCGAGUCUCCCCAGCACUGCAUGGAAUGGAUCCAGAAUGGGCAAAUCGAUGCAGUGACCCUGAAGGGCGAAGACAUCUACACAGCAGGAAAGAAACAUGGCCUGGUCCCAGCGGCAGGGGAGCACUAUGCCCCGGAGGACAGUAGCAACUCCUACUUCGUGGUGGCUGUGGUAAAGCGGAACAGCUCCUACGCCUUCACCCUGGACGAGCUCCGAGGCAAACGAUCCUGCCACUCUGGGUUCCACAGCCCCGCGGGCUGGGACAUCCCCGUGGGUGCCCUGGUGCAGAGGGGCUUCAUCCGGCCCAAGAACUGUGACGUCCUCACAGCUGUAAGCGAGUUCUUCAGCGCAAGCUGUGUGCCUGUGAACAAUGCCAAGAAUUACCCAUCCCCACUGUGCGCGCUCUGUGUGGGGGAUGAGCAGGGCCGAAACAAGUGCGUGGGCAACAGCCAGGAGAGGUACUACGGCUACAGCGGCGCCUUCAGGUGCCUAGCUGAGAAUGCAGGGGACGUCGCCUUCGUCAAGCACACGACUGUCUUCGAGAACACAAAUGGCCAUAAUUCUGAGCCCUGGGCUGCCCAGCUAAGGUCAGAGGACUAUGAGCUGCUGUGUCCCAAUGGGGCCCGGGCUGAGAUGUCCCAGUUUGCAGCCUGCAAUCUGGCACAGAUGCCAUCCCACGCCGUUAUGGUCCGGCCGGACACCAACAUCUUCACCGUGUAUGGACUGCUGGACAAGGCCCAGGACCUGUUUGGAGAUGACCACAAUAAGAAUGGCUUCAAAAUGUUCGACUCCUCCAACUAUCAUGGCCAAGACCUGCUUUUCAAGGAUGCCACGAUCCGGGCAGUGCCUGUUGGGGAGAAAACCACCUACCGGGACUGGCUGGGCCCUGCCUACGUGGCGGCUCUGGAAGGCAUGCUGUCCCAGCAGUGCUCAGGCGCAGCGGCCCUGGCCCCCGGGCUGUCCCUGCUGCUGCUGUCGCUGCUCCUGCUGGGCCUCCCUGCCGGCCUCCUGCAACCCACCCUCUGAAGCAGCCCCGGGCAAGCCCGGCCCUCCCUUGGAAUGGAAACCUACUC
Molecule: messenger RNA, 2270 nt
Organism: Lontra canadensis (Northern American river otter)
Lineage: Eukaryota; Metazoa; Chordata; Mammalia; Carnivora; Mustelidae
Gene: MELTF
Product: melanotransferrin
Exons: 16
Coding region: 1-2223 (740 amino acids)
Biological process (GO): iron ion transport
Cellular component (GO): recycling endosome; extracellular region; early endosome
Source: RefSeq, a predicted model, not a curated record